AUGAACUCGCUUACAAAAUACUCCACUUACUCCUUAAACAAUGGUGCAAAGAUCCCAGUGAUUGCAAUGGGAGUUUACUUGACUCCACCAAAUGUAGCAUCACAGGUUGCCUACAAUGCUUUGAGUGUUGGAUAUAGGCACUUGGACUCUGCGCAAAUGUAUGAAAAUGAGCAGGAGGUUGGCGAAGGAAUUGUCAAAUGGCUUAAAGAGAGUUCAGAUCGCAGGAGAGAAGACGUUUACUAUACUACAAAGAUUUUGGACUCGAACCAUGGUUAUGAAAAAGCCAAAAAAGCCAUUGAAGGAAGUUUGGAAAGAGUCAAAUCUUUGAAGUAUAUUGAUUUGAUGUUGAUCCACUCGCCCCAAUCUAAUAGGGAAAAAAGAUUGGAAACUUGGCAGGCAAUGCAAGAGGCAGUCGAGAAUGGUCAAAUCAAACUGAUUGGUGUUUCCAACUAUGGAGUGCAUCAUUUGAAGGAAUUAUUGGAAUGGGAUGGGUUGAGAAUAAAGCCAGUCGUAAAUCAGAUUGAGUUGAAUCCAUGGUUGAUGCGUACCAAGAUUGUCGACUAUGCUAAAGAGAACAACAUUAUUUUGGAGGCCUACAGUCCACUCACGCAAGGAAAAAAGCUUCAUGAUGCGACCUUGGUUGAACUAGCUGAAAAAUACAACAAGAGCCCGGCUCAGAUUUUGAUCCGGUGGUCACUACAACAAGGAUUCGUUGUCUUGCCUAAGAGCGAGAAGAAGGAACGUGCAAUCGAGAACCUUGACGUUUUUGACUUUAGCAUUCUGGACGAGGAUAUGAAGACUCUUUCCCAUCCGGAAUCGAAUGAAGUGUUUGCCAUUUGGGACCCAUCUACGUACCAAGACUGA
This is a messenger RNA of Meyerozyma guilliermondii ATCC 6260, 864 nucleotides long. RefSeq names its product aldo/keto reductase. The transcript has a single exon. NCBI's taxonomy places the organism in Eukaryota, Fungi, Ascomycota, Pichiomycetes, Serinales, Debaryomycetaceae. The record is from RefSeq and is a predicted model, not a curated record. Gene Ontology annotation, molecular function: oxidoreductase activity. Bases 1 to 864 code for a protein of 287 amino acids.